This is a messenger RNA of Folsomia candida, 753 nucleotides long. RefSeq lists its product as uncharacterized. The record is from RefSeq and is a predicted model, not a curated record. Bases 237 to 677 code for a protein of 146 amino acids. Lineage: Eukaryota; Metazoa; Arthropoda; Collembola; Entomobryomorpha; Isotomidae. The transcript has 3 exons.
AUCGUAACAAUAUUUUAUCUAAACUUAUCCCUGAUUCCGAUUUGGACGAAUUUAUCCCAAAAACAAGAUGCAAACUUACUGAUUAAUGCAUUCCAGAAGAUAUCAAAUAUUUCCUGACACGUAGUUAGGGAUCCGGUCGGGUAUAAAAAAGCGACAAAUGUGACCAGUUGGUAUAACAGAAUCCUUAAGUAUUUCACAGCAUUGAGAUAAUAUUUAUUCAAAUUUGCACUGCAAAAAUGCAGAAAUUCGUCGCCAUGUUGUUCGCCCUUGUCGCCAUCGGGGCAGUUAAUGCAGGCGUUGUCGAUCCAGCAUACCGAUGUGGUGGGCUAGCGACUCAAUUGCAAUUAAGGAUUUCUGACUGUGACGGAUACUGUCGUCUCAUGCCAGGAACUCUGUACAAUUGCGAGAAUGAUUUCAUGCCAAGCUCCGCUGCGGCCUCACUUUCCCUUCGUGUCGAAAUUUGCAUGAAUGCCGGAUUCUGUACGGUCAUUAUUAACACCGAGCUGCCAAAUUCCUCCGUCCAGCCUGGAUUCGUUUACACGGCGAAGUACUCCAUCGUACCAAACGAUGUAUUGUCAGGGUCGACCGUAGAAUUCAGGGCCUCAAUACUUCAUACCGAUAACUUACGAGUUGAAGUUUGUGUGUCCGCAGAUGUCGACAUUCUCACGCUUCCAUAAAUUUCAAAAUUUGAUUCGCCUUUUAAUCAUACAUUUCAUUUCUAAGUACAAAAUAAAUCUGAAUUUUAAAACUUUA